AUGACUACAACGGAGCUAGCCAUUUCAUCAGCUCAGCUGCUGGAAAUAGCCCAGCAGGAGCUGGCUCGUGGGCUCGAGAAUUCAGCGGGUGGUUCAGAUGAUAUUGGAGCUGGUACUGCAAUUGGAUCAGAGAGUUUAGACACCACCCCUACCAAAGCUCCAUCUGUUCCCAUAAGAAGACGAGGAAGACGACUGUCUUCAAGUUCAGGUCGCGGGCUCCUGAGCCCGGAUACAAUAGGCAGUGUCGGCAGCGGGAGUAGUGGGAGUGUUAGUAUUAAUGGAAGCAGUAACGGAACAUACCUGGCUGGUUCGGGUUCUGCUUCCAGUUCUCUCCCGGCUGUCGACUCUAUAUAUUCAAAUCACAACAACUCAUACGAGGGCGAUGAGGCCAUAGAUUCAAGUUUAGUAGACGAAGAUUUAGGAUACGAAGAAGAAGAUACGGAAAUCAUGGAUGACGUCGAAAUGCAGCUGACUUCUCUCAAUAUUGAUAUGGUACCAGUUGAGCUGAUAGAAUUGAUUAAAGACAAGGUAACUAAGCUCAGUUUGCGUGAAAACUGGAUAGUUGCGUUACCUAGCCAAUUCAGCCUGAUGUCUCAACUUUCAUACCUUGACAUCAGCCGCAACCGGUUGACAGAAUUUCCUGCUAUUUUAUGUCAGUGUCCUAGAAUAGAGAUUUUGGAUAUCUCUGGUAAUCAGAUCAGAUCCCUGCCUUCAAAUAUUGGAAAUUUAUCCGAGACUUUGAAAGUUCUCUCUCUGUCUAAUAACUUGUUCAAGUAUCUACCCCCUUGUAUUGCUGAGAUUAUCGACUUGCAGUUUCUCGAAGUUGACAAUAACCCAAUUGAACUGCCUCCAAAAGACAUCUUAGAAGUGCGUAGUCCAGAGGAAUGGAUAACCAACAUAAAGAAUUAUCUCUUGAAAAACAGGAGAGAAAUUCAAAGCUUGAUUGAGGAAGAAUGCGAGCAAUAUGAUAUUAUUGGUAGCGAUUUAGACGGUGAAGGUAGUAUGAAAUCAAAUCCAACAUAUUUAACCAGUGCACAAGUGCCUCCUAUGCCGCUGGUAUCUCCAGACCAGCCGUUAUUUCAGCAGCCAUAUCCUUCCACCAACGUACAUGCAUCGUCUUCUAACGGAGAUGGUGGCAAUACAGGAUACCUGAGUCCGUUGUCUCCCGCGAAAGAUUUAAAUAAUUCACAUGAUCAAGAAAUUGAGCUUUCACCCGGUGUAAGUUCGCCGUCCAACGAGAACUCUAGAGUUUGGUCGUCUGAGCGCCUCCGAAGCAAUAGCGAGAGUCAAGUAUCAACUCGAGCUGCAAAGAGAAUGGGCUUCAUUAUCAAAAAGCGCCAUACACCAGCCACCACAGUAACUAGCAUGAAUGAUACCAAGGAAAAGCAGAACCAAGGUAGCUCACAUUUAGUGCCGACCACGGUGGCUACAACUAGUACCUCUCUUCCUGUCUCUACACAUGGUUCAGCAAAGAUAUCAGCUGAAGAAGCGAUCAAGUCCACGAUUAGUGGGAAUGAGCCUCUUCCGGAAACGACUCAUGUUCGCGCUCAGAGUCAUGACAGUGUAUUUGAGUUGCUGAGACCACCCAUUGUUUCUAACAUUGCACCAGUACACCCUCCACAAGCGGCACCAGCGCCGGGAAAUCUUACUUCCGGCCAUAGUUCUCUAAACAACCCAACGAACACGUUAUCAGCUGGUAUUACUACACCAUCAGGAACUGGCUCAAGAAGCAGAGCAGGCUCUACUUCUCAGGGAUCACUAUCGACCUCACCCGUACUGGCAGACUCGGCACCUGGAGCAUACUUUAGAAGACUUAGUACACUUCCUGAGGAGAUGAGACCAUUAACCAACGAUCAUGUCCACAAUCAGAUAAUGGAAGUUGCUCGCAAGGUGUUGUUUAGCAGUCACGAAUUUCAUGAUAUUGUGCGUCGUUGUAGUGCUUUUUGCUCUGAUAAGCAACUGACUCUGAAGUUGAAUUCAUUAUUACAGAAUGUACGUACUACAUUUCCUAGUCUUGUGUUGAGUCUAGAGGCAAGCGAUCAGGGUGAGGAUUUUGGUGGUGAAGAAAUUGAUGGCACUGCAAAAUUGAAACUGGCUGUAAUUAAAUGUUCAGAGUCCAUUCGUGAACUUUGCCAAUUUUUCCGACUGAAUAUUGAGAAGCUGGUCACGUUUAUCGACAUUAAAUUUGUUAGGACAAUGAUCAUGAUAACAUUUGCAUCUUUCAAUGAGCUAUAUAAUGCCUGGAAUCUCCUUAAUGAGCCUCCCAGUGAUGUGCACGUUCCAUCUACCGUUUCAACCAGCGAAUCAUCCAAUUCCACAACAGCAGACGACCAGCUUUACGACAGAAUUUAUUUUGCUGCCAAUGCCGCUCAGACUGUUCUAGGACAAUUGACUGAGGCAAUUUCCAAAAGUGCAGCCGCUUCUGUCCAAGGCCAAGGUCUUGGAAUUACGCCCACUGUGGCUUCUAAAGUGAAGGACUUGGCAAACUCAUGUGUUCCUGGUGUGGAGGUAACAAAACGGUUGAAACAGCGAAUGGAUAUAAUGAGAGAGACUGGUAAAUUAGAUCGUAAGAAGUUUUGGGAUGAUACGAAUGCUUUUUUGAAGGCCAUAAUAGCUAUUCUUGCAUCGACUAAGACGGCAAUGGUAGAUUUACCUUUUCUAAAUGACGCACGUCAAAGCUUAUCGACUCUCGCUCGUGUUGCCAAAGAAAUCCCUGUUCUGCUCGAAUAUUCGUCAUACCGGGUUCUUCUCAUGAGCGAUCAAUCUCACGGGAAUAACUCAUCUGCACCAUCAAUUAUUAGUAAUGGUGGCUCUGUUAAUAAUCCUAAUGCUCCGAUGGGUUCUUCAUUUUCUCCACCUCUCUCAACACCACUUGUUGCUGUGCUUGGGCCGGCCGCUCAGGCUGUUAUGUCACCAUCCUAUCCGCCGUCUGGCUACGCAUCAUCCCCUUUUAUACCACAGGGUAAUUAG
Messenger RNA from Sugiyamaella lignohabitans, 2970 nucleotides. It is a transcript of the gene SOG2, whose product is annotated as Sog2p. The transcript has a single exon. Lineage: Eukaryota; Fungi; Ascomycota; Dipodascomycetes; Dipodascales; Trichomonascaceae. Gene Ontology annotation, molecular function: protein binding. The record is from RefSeq and is a predicted model, not a curated record. The coding region runs from base 1 to 2970 and encodes 989 amino acids.